CCACCUGAUUGGAGCCUGGGGGCCUAAAGCGUGUGCAUCCUGCCCCGGCUGGACCCACCGACCUGUGGGGCCCGGGACCAGGAGGCAAGUGUCCGCGCGGCAGCCGCAGGUGAGACCCCCACGCAGCCUCCCUCCCUCCCUUCCUUCGCUGGCAGCGUCUGCCCCCUGGCAGGCGGCCAGCGGGCAUGCGGAGCCCCCGGUGCUGAUGGUGCCGCCGCCCGUCAUGGAGGGUCCAGGGGACGCGGCUGGCGAGGGGCCGGCCCCGAUGGGGAGGGGGCCUGCGGGGCCCUCGGGAGGCGGUGGCCGCGGCCACGAGGUCCAGAGAGUGGCCGUGAGCUCGUCGGUCGCCUGGGAGCGCGUGGGGCCCGAGGAAGCCCAGGCUGUGGUCAGCGGUGAUGCCUCCCCGGCCCCUGGCGGCUCUGGGCCGGCUGCUGGGACCCCUCCCGGCCAGAUGGGAACCUGCCCCACAGACCUGACCCUGCAGCUGCUGGCCGUGCGGAGGAAGACGGGGCUUCCAGACCCCAGCCUGCGGCGGGCAAUGCGGGCCCGGCUCCGCCUGCUGGAGAAUGACAGCCGGGAAGUGGCCAGCGUGCUGGGGGAGUUAUCGGCCAGGCUGCUGUCUAUCCACAGUGACCAGGACCGGAUUGUGGUGUCGUUUAAGACUUUCGAAGAGAUCUGGAAGUUCUCCACUUACCACGCUCUUGGCUUCACUCACCACUGCCUGGAAAACCUGCUCGUGGACCAGGCCUUCUGGCUGCUUGCGCCCAGCGAAGACGAGGAGACGACCAUCCAAGUCCACGUGGACCAGGAGGCCUUGACACGGACACAGGAGAUUCUCCUCGCCCAGGAGGGCCCUUUCUUUGUCCUGUGUCCCGACCACCACGUGAGAGUGACCACCAGCCCCCGGGGCGCAGGCCCGCAGCCCCCGAGGCGAGCCGCGGGGGUCCCCCAGGGAGACGCAGCCCCGGCAGCGGACUCUAAGGCGCCCAGCCCCGGCACGUGCUCCCAGGACACGGCAGCGGUGGCCGCUCCGGAACCUCUGAUUCCAUUUCAUCAGUGGGCCCUCAGGGUCGCUUGGGACCCCAUCGACGACUCCGUGAGCGGCCCUGUGACGUCAGACGUUCCGCUGAUGGCGGUGGGCCUGGCCUCAGCAGUGGCAGACUACCAGGGCUCCGGGCCUGAAGAGCUGACCUUCCGAGGCGGUGACGUCAUCGAGGUCCUGGGCGCCCGGGUGCCCGGCCUGCCCUGGUGCCUGGGCCGGCACACGGCCUCGGGCCAGGUCGGGUUUGUGCGCACGAGUGACAUCAGUGUGCAGGGCCAAGUGUCUGAGUUGGAAGACGUGAUUUUUCUCGAUGAGGAAGAAAGGUCGUUCUUCAGCAACGAAGGGCGCUUCUCGGACGAGGACGCCAGGCAGUUGCUGAGGAGGAUGUCCGGCGCGGACACGUGCACCGUGUACAGCUUGGACAGAUUAGAAGAGACCGACUUUGAGCCGCCGGAAGAACAAGGAAGCGUAGCUGUUUGCUCGUUGGCUGUGUCUUUGGGUACUGACCUCCAAAGCCAACAGCCCCGCACACGGGCCCUUUUGGAAUCACCUCACCUGGACCCAGAGCCACACGAGACCCUACAGAAGGUGAAGAACGUUCUGGAAGAAUUCAAAUCCCGCCAGGACUGCCCCGAGGAGCCAGAGUCCUGGGGUCUCUGCGCGGCCUCCGGCGGCGCCAGCCCACCGGACCCUGAGGAGCCCCCCUUCUGCUUGGACGCGGGGGCCGACCGGACCGACCCGGAGGCCCUGGGCUCGCUGCUGCUGUUCCUGGACGCGCCCGGCUACAAGGCCUGCUUCCGCGGCCUGUACGACCUCUCCCUGCCGGGGCUGAGCGCCCUGUGCGGCGGCCGCACCGACGAGGAGGAGCUGGCCGGGCUCCUGGCGCGGGCGCGGGGGGCGGCCAAGAAGGCCGGCCUCCCCAUGGCCCUCGCCAGAGUCUGCUUCCUCCUGGGGCGGCUGUGCGUGCGCCGGCUCAAGCUGUCCCAGGCCCGGGUGUACUUCGAGGAGGCGCUGGGCACCCUGGGGGGCCGCUUCGGCGACCUCUUCCUGGUGGCGGCCGUGUACUGCAGCCUGGCCACCAUCCACCUGAAGCAGAGGAACAGAGACAGGUGCGCACAGGUGACGCCCAAGGCCGUGGCCCUGCUGCUGGGGACACCCGGCCACGGCUGCGGCACCGAGGCCGGGUCGGAGCUCCUGGCGCACGCCCUGCGGCGGGCCGUGGCCGGCCGGAGCCCGCAGGCCGAGGCCCGGGCCUGCUUCCUGCUGGCCAGGCACCACGCCCGCCUGCGGCAGCCGGAGGAGGCCCUGCCCUUCCUGGAGCGGCUGCUGCUCCUGCACGAGGCCUGGGGCUCCCCGGAGGCCGCCUGGCCCGCCGACUGCUACCUGCUCCUGGCCGACACCUACAGCCGGCGGUGCCUGCCGCGCCUGGCGCUGGGCUGCGUCAGGGCGGCCUCGCUGCGGGCCCGGGCCUCGCUGCGCGGCUCGCUCCGGAGCGUGGACCUGGUCCUGCGCAACGCCCCCCCCCUGGACUGCCACCCGUGGACCCCCAGCCCUGGGCCCCCACCACUGAACCCCCAGCCCUGGAUUCCCAGCCCUGGACCGCCACCCCUGGACGCCCCAGCCCUAGACCCCCAUCUCUGUAUUCCCAGCCCUGGACCCCCACUGCCCGGCAUCUUCCACAACAAUCCGAGCCCUCCCAAGGGGCCAGAGUGGGAAGUGAUGUCCCCAGCUGCACAGGGACUCAACAAGGCCAGUCCCUCUGGAGGGAGAGGAAAGAGUCACCCGGAGCACGUGUUGUGGGUCCUCGGGGUUGCCUCGAGGGUCUGGGGGAGCCCUGUGGGUCUCACGAGAGCUCCUGCACGCCCGCAGGUGGCCCAGAACGCAGCCCUGUACACGGGGGACCCCAGCCUGGGGCUGGAGCUGUUUGAGGCGGCUGGGGACAUCUUCUUCAACGGGACCUGGGAGCGGGAGAAAGCCGUGUCCUUCUACCGGGAUCGGGCGCUGCCCUUGGCCUCCACCACAGGGAACCAGGAGGCCGAGCUGCGUCUGUGCAACAAGCUGGUGGCACUGCUGGCCGAGCUGGACGCGCCCCGGGAGGGCCUGGAGUUCGCCCACAUGGCCCUGGCGCUCAGCAUCACCCUGGGGGACCGGCUGAACGAGAGAGUGGCCUACCACCGGCUAGCCGCCCUGCACCACCGCCUGGGCCACGGCGAGCUGGCAGAGCAUUUCUACCUCAAGGCCCUGUCACUCUGCAGCUCGCCCCUGCAGUUCGCCGAGGAGACGCUGUACUACGUGAAAGUGUACCUGGUGCUCGGUGACAUCAUCUUCUACGACCUGAAGGACCCCUUCGACGCGGCGGGGUACUACCAGCUGGCCUUGGCAGCGGCCGUGGACCUCGGCAACAAGAAGGCCCAGAUGAAGAUCUACACGCGCCUGGCCACCAUCUACCACAACUUCCUCCUGGACCGCGAGAAGUCCCUCUUCUUCUACCAGAAGGCCAGGACCUUCGCCACCGAGCUCAACAUCCGCAGAGUCAACCUGGCCCCGGGGCGGUGCUGGGGGCGGGCACCCUGGCUGGCCCCCGGCCCCUCGCCCUGAGCUCCCCUGUCCUCGCCUCUCCUAGUGUCUCUGGGAGGCUCAUUUUCUGGGAAACAGAGGCAGGACCGUAGGGGUCUGAUAGCAAUAAACGAUUUUGCGGCAGCCUGCCAAAGCCCGCAAGGCCCCCUCCCCUGGCCUACCGCCUGGGGAGCGUCCAGGGACCAAGCCCCGUCCCCGGGGGCCCGCCCUGCUGCUGUGAGCUGGAAGGACUGAGUCGGACCGACCCGGGCCAGGUCCCCCUGCCAGCCCCGCGCGGUGUGGCCUCAGGCAAAUCACGCCCCUCGCACCCAUUUCCUGGCCUGUCAGAGCGGAAGGCGGUGGUGGGGUCCCCUGGGCAUCUUCCCCCUUCCCCGUGCCCUCACCGUGUGUCAGGCUCUGUGCUCUGCCUUUAACCCUCACGCCGACCUCACCGGGCCCGCACCGUCGGGUCUGUCAUUGUCUGCAUUUCCGGCCGAGGCACAGAGAGGGUAGGUGCCCUGCCCGCCGUCACACAGCAGGUAGGUGGGGCAGAGCCGUAACCACUGUACCACCAGCCCGCCUGCCUCGGGGGGAUGUGUCAGCAUCAGGACCCAGGGGCGCGUCCUGGAAGAAGGUGUUAGCACGUCAUUGCGCCUCUGCCCCUUCCUGCGUCCCGAAGGCGAGCGAGGGGAACGCGGCCCACACGCUCCGUCACCUGAGAGUCCUCUGGCCCAGCCCGGCCGGUCCCACCUGCACCCGCCAGCCAGCCAGGCCGGGAGGGGGGUGGCCUCCAGCCCUGUGCGGAAUGUGCUGCUGUGAGUGCGUCUAGGGGCUCGUCUGGGCCCCCACGUGCCAGGAACCCUCCACUUACAGCCAGGGAAACUGAGGCUCAGAGAGGCCGUGGGCGUCCCAAGUGGUUCUCACCCGCACGGCACUGUUCCGAUCUCUUUUUCUUUAAUUUAUUUUGUCAAACAAGGUGACAUUCACGUAAGAUAAAAUGAACCAUUGAAAGUGA
Messenger RNA from Herpailurus yagouaroundi (jaguarundi), 4613 nucleotides. It is a transcript of the gene SH3TC1, whose product is annotated as SH3 domain and tetratricopeptide repeats 1. The record is from RefSeq and is a predicted model, not a curated record. Gene Ontology annotation, molecular function: protein binding. NCBI's taxonomy places the organism in Eukaryota, Metazoa, Chordata, Mammalia, Carnivora, Felidae.